AUGACGUCAUAAAGGAAGUUGACUCCAUAGUCUGACAGAAUAAGAAGUCACCUGUCGUUGUUUACAUUUUUACAACAACAAAGUCUUGAAGAAAGAAGAUGAAGUUCAAGUUUAGAGAAGAGCAUACUUUUGAGCAGAGACAGGCAGAAUCAACAAAGAUCAGAGACAAAUACCCAGAAAGAAUUCCUGUCAUCGUAGAGAAAGAUCCAAAAUCUCAGAUUCAGGACAUAGAUAAGCGGAAGUUUUUGGUUCCCAAUGAUAUCUCUGUGGCUCAGUUUAUGUGGAUUAUUAGAAAGAGGAUUCAGCUGCCCUCGGAGAAAGCUAUAUUUCUGUUUGUAGGCAAGGUCUUACCCCAGUCCAGUGCAAGUAUGGGUCAGGUGUAUGAGGAACAUAAGGAUGAAGAUGGUUUUCUAUAUAUCGCAUACAGUGGAGAGAAUACGUUUGGAAUGUGAACUCUUGAUACAUCAGCAAAAUUUUCCAUCAUGACAUUGUUCUCUAUUUAAUUUUUUUUUUCAUUUCAUUAUACAUUUACAUCAGUUUACAAGUAUGAUAUAAAAAUAUGCUAAUUAUUUCACAAAUAUAAAUGUAAU
Molecule: messenger RNA, 590 nt
Organism: Saccostrea cuccullata (small rock oyster)
Lineage: Eukaryota; Metazoa; Mollusca; Bivalvia; Ostreida; Ostreidae
Product: gamma-aminobutyric acid receptor-associated protein-like 2
Exons: 4
Coding region: 99-452 (117 amino acids)
Biological process (GO): autophagy of mitochondrion; autophagosome assembly; macroautophagy
Cellular component (GO): cytosol; autophagosome membrane; autophagosome
Molecular function (GO): ubiquitin protein ligase binding
Source: RefSeq, a predicted model, not a curated record